This is a messenger RNA of Coregonus clupeaformis (lake whitefish), 2064 nucleotides long. RefSeq names its product transmembrane protein 200C-like. Bases 1 to 2064 code for a protein of 687 amino acids. The record is from RefSeq and is a predicted model, not a curated record. The transcript is spliced from 4 exons. NCBI's taxonomy places the organism in Eukaryota, Metazoa, Chordata, Actinopteri, Salmoniformes, Salmonidae.
AUGAUUGCAACAGGGGGCCUCCUGCGUAUCAACCGGGGGCGGCAGGACUCCCAGAACCAAGCUGAGAACAAGAGGAGGAAACAAGCCAAGAGAAAGAAGAACGAUGUGGUGGUGGUGAAGGGGAAACUCAACCUACGUUCCCCAUCUGGGCUGUUGGCUGCAGUGGGAGUGGUGGUGUUGAUGGUCGGGAUAGCCAUGGCUGUGCUGGGUUACUGGCCACAUGAAGGCCACAGCCAGGGGUACACAACCAGGGUAUCACCAGGGGAGGAGCGCACAGGCAACGGCAGGACGAGCUACUCCAAGAGCCCCUUGGUGUCUGCCACCUGGAGCCAUAAUAACAACAACAAUACAGCCAAUCAGACUGUUGGGGAGUUGACCAACCAGACUGUUGGGGAGUUGACCAACCAGACUGUUGGGGAGUUGACCAACCAGACUGUUGGGGAGUUGACCAACCAGACUAGUGUUGAGUUGACCAACCAGACUGUUGGGGAGUUGACCAACCAGACUGUUGGGGAGUUGACCAACCAGACUGUUGGGGAGUUGACCAACCAGACUAGUGUUGAGUUGACCAACCAGACUGUUGGGGAGUUGACCAACCAGACUGUUGGGGAGUUGACCAACCAGACUGUUGGGGAGUUGACCAACCAGACUGUUGGGGAGUUGACCAACCAGACUGUUGGGGAGUUGACCAACCAGACUGUUGGGGAGUUGACCAAUCAGACUGUUGGGGAGUUGACCAACCAGACUGUUGGGGAGUUGACCAACCAGACGAGUGGGUUUAUCUCUGACUUCUUGGACAACUAUCUGUACUCAGACAACCUGAAGGUGUUUGGCCCCUUAGUAAUGGGGAUAGGCAUAUUUAUCUUCAUCUGUGCAAACGCCGUGCUUCACGAGAACAGAGACCAGAAGACCAAAGUCAUCGACCUCAGAGACAUCUACUCCACGGUCAUCGACCUCCACAACACACGGACCAAGGACUACUCGCCGAGUAACGGACUGGUCAACUACGUGCAGCCCAGAGGCAGUGUUGAUGUAUACUCAGGGUCUUACAACCCCGGCGGGAUACUAGAGCUAGGUUGCAGCUCCUGGCUUUCCAAUACCGGGUCCGGCCACCAGGGGGAGUCCGUCAGCGCUGAGCAGCAGUCCAGACGACCAUCAAUGGCAGGGAGGCAGUGUAGCUGGUCGAGAGACAACCAGACGUUCACAGACACUGUCUACAGUAUCUACAGGGACCAGAAGCGCAGGUGUUCGGAGCAGGUGCCCUGCCCCAGACAGUGGGACUCAGAGCAGGCCUCGUACCCCAGUCAGUGGGACUCAGAGCAGGCCUCGUACCCCAGUCAGUGGGACUCAGAGCAGGCCUCGUACCCCAGUCAGUGGGACUCAGAGCAGGCCUCGUACCCCAGUCAGUGGGACUCAGAGCAGGCCUCGUACCCCAGUCAGUGGGACUCAGAGCAGGCCUCGUACCCCAGUCAGUGGGAGGGUACAGGCUCCAUCGUCUCUUCAUCUGUCAACGCUUUCAAGCUCCCCGUCAUCAAACUGAACAACUGUGAGGUGGAGGAGGAGAGGGGACAGGCCGAGAGAGAGGAGACAGAGGGUUGCUCGGAGGAAGAGAUCAUAAAAGUCAAGGAUUUUAGUGAAAAUGGGAUCGAGGAAGAGCAGGUAGCAGGCUACAGUCAAGGUCUGGGCACUAAAGAGAAAGACGCUUCAAGGACUUCAUUGAAUCCUCAGGAAGCAUAUAAUCUACGUCUGGACCCUACAGACAAGGAUGCUUCAAGAAGGGCUUCAUCGAAUCCUCAGGGACCCUAUAAUCUAAGUCUGGACCCUACAGAGAAGGAUGCUUCAAGAAGAGGCUCAUUGAAUCCUCAGGAAGCAUAUAAUCUAAGUCUGGACCCUACAGGGAAGGAUGCCUUCAGGAGGAGCUCAACCUCGUUGACUCCCCAGGAGUAUACAGAGGGUCUAGAAAUUACCCUUACUGAACACCAGGGAGGCGCUACAGGGACAGACCCUCACCCCACAGGGCUCCCAACUAUUCCCCCCCCUCCCACUCUCACGUCUCCAGGGUGA